Messenger RNA from Phodopus roborovskii (desert hamster), 1838 nucleotides. It is a transcript of the gene P4ha3, whose product is annotated as prolyl 4-hydroxylase subunit alpha 3. Gene Ontology annotation, molecular function: procollagen-proline 4-dioxygenase activity; protein binding; L-ascorbic acid binding. Gene Ontology annotation, cellular component: endoplasmic reticulum. Gene Ontology annotation, biological process: peptidyl-proline hydroxylation to 4-hydroxy-L-proline. The transcript has 13 exons. Bases 29 to 1663 code for a protein of 544 amino acids. NCBI's taxonomy places the organism in Eukaryota, Metazoa, Chordata, Mammalia, Rodentia, Cricetidae. The record is from RefSeq and is a predicted model, not a curated record.
GGAGCGCGGAGGGACCCGCGACCCCGCGAUGGGCCUAGGGGCGCGGCUGGCGGCGCUGCUGGCGCUGCUGGCGCUCGGGGCCUGGGACCCCGCGGCGGCCACGGCGCGGGAGGACACCUUCUCCGCGCUGACCAGCGUGGCGCGCGCCCUGGCGCCCGAGCGGCGGCUGCUGGGGACACUGAGGCGCUACCUGCGCUGGGAGGAGGCGCGACUGCGCGACCUGACCAGAUUUUAUGACAAGGUACUCUCUCUGCACGAGGAUGCGACGAUCCCUGUAGUGAACCCUCUGCUUGCUUUUACUCUCAUCAAACGUUUGCAGUCUGACUGGAGGAAUGUGGUGCAUAGUCUGGAGGCCACUGAGAACAUCCGAGCUCUGAAGGAUGGUUAUGAGAAGGUAGAGCAAGACCUUCCUGCCUUUGAGGACCUCGAGGGAGCAGCGAGGGCCCUGAUGCGGCUGCAGGAUGUGUACAUGCUCAACGUGAAGGGCCUGGCCCAGGGUGUCUUCCAGAGGGUCACAGGCUCCUCCAUCACUUACCUGUACAGUCCCAGGCAGCUCUUCCCCCUCACAGCUGAUGACUGCUUCCAUGUAGGCAAGGUGGCCUAUGACAUGGGGGAUUACUACCAUGCCAUCCCAUGGCUGGAGGAAGCUGUCAGUCUCUUCCGAACAUCUUAUGGGGAGUGGAAGACGGAGGAUGAGGCCAGUCUGGACGACGCCCUAGAUUACCUGGCCUUUGCCUGUUUCCAGGCAGGAAAUGUUUCAUGUGCCCUCAGCCUCUCCCGAGAGUUCCUUCACUACAACCCAGAUAAUAAGAGGAUGGCCAGGAAUGUGUUGAAAUAUGAAAGGCUCUUGGCGGAGAACACUCAUCAGACGACGGCUGAAACUGUCAUUCAGAGGCCCAACGUGCCCCACCUGCAGACCAGAGACACAUACGAGGGGCUAUGCCAGACCCUGGGCUCCCAGCCCACACACUACCAAAACCCCAGCCUCUACUGCUCCUAUGAGACCAAUUCCAGCCCCUACCUGCUGAUCCAGCCCGCCCGCAAAGAGGUCAUCCACCUGCGGCCCUUUGUCGCUCUCUAUCAUGACUUUGUUAGUGACGCAGAAGCUCAGAAGAUCCGAGAGCUUGCAGAACCGUGGCUCCAGAGAUCCGUGGUGGCUUCAGGGGAAAAGCAGUUACCAGUGGAGUACCGCAUCAGUAAAAGUGCCUGGCUGAAGGACACAGUUGACCCGAUGCUGGGGACGCUUGACCACCGCAUUGCUGCCCUCACAGGCCUUGACAUGCAGCCUCCCUAUGCAGAGUAUCUCCAGGUGGUGAACUAUGGAAUCGGAGGGCACUACGAGCCUCACUUUGACCAUGCUACGUCGCCAAGCAGCCCCCUGUACAGGAUGAAGUCUGGGAACCGAGUUGCAACAUUUAUGAUCUAUCUGAGUGAAGUGGAGGCUGGAGGAGCCACGGCCUUUAUCUAUGCCAACUUCAGUGUGCCUGUGGUUAAGAAUGCUGCACUGUUCUGGUGGAACCUGCACCGGAGUGGAGAGGGGGAUGGAGACACACUUCAUGCUGGCUGUCCUGUCCUGGUGGGAGAUAAGUGGGUGGCCAACAAGUGGAUACAUGAGUACGGACAGGAAUUCCGAAGACCCUGCAGCACCAACCCUCAAGACUGAAGCACUGGGGAUGGAAGGAAGCUUGUCAGAGAAGAUGGAAACAAAGCCACAGGCAGAGAGGAGUGCAGUCUCCUGAAGGAAGAAGGCCUCACAGCAAGGCCUUGUGAGUGGGAGCUAGGCAUGGUCUUUAUCAGGAACACUCCAUCCCUCCCACCCCCCCCCCAAGAGAAUUUGC